AUGAAGACGAACGAGAAGACAACCAGGAGAGACGACGACAAGAGGCAACAAUGCAAAGUUGCAAUAAGAGAGCACAUGAGCGGCAGCUCAACCAAUGUUUUCUCUAGUGGAAGAUUGAGGUACAUGGAGCUUGUUGUCCUCUCGGCCAUGAUCAUCAUGCCUUGUGCGGUUUCUUGCCCCAUGUUCCGAUGCAGUGGGAGGAGGCAGGGGCAGCUUGUCCAGUCCCUGUCUCCCUCCUUAUCCACUUUUGUCCCCUCAGACACCCUCAAGCUUGGCACUGCGAUCAACACUGACAUAGUUCGAGACAAGAACGGUGUUGUCUUCGUGCUGAGCACGACCGGGACGCUGUUUGCCCUCAAGGAGGCGCCAGUGCAGUCGGCAGGGGACGCCUGGAACCCUCAGCCGAAGCAACUGGUUGAGCUAUGGCAGCAUAAGAUCGCAGCAUUCCUGUCCGACCAGCUCACAGUUUCUGUUCCGCUAAUCGUGAACAGCACGAGAGACGACUAUCUCCUGGUAGUCGCGGCUCAGAACUCGGUGGUUGCCAUCCAAGGGAAGUCGAUCGAGCAAGGAUACAAGGAAGUCUGGGUCGUCGAUCUUUGCCAGAUGGUAAGCGGAGGAGUCGCGUCCUGCUCCCUCAACGUCUACAUGUCCUCCCCUGUCCCGUCCUCCGACGGCUCCUCCCUCUUCGUUUGCACAGGCUCAACGGGAACAGCAGCUGGAGCUUGCUUCUGCUUGGACGCCAAGACGGGAGCGAGGAGGUGGAUCUACAACCCGGCUCCAGACUCCUACCUCUCCUCUCCCGCCUUAGUCGGGGACUCGCUCGUCAUCGCCGCGCGUCUCUCGGGGAACCUGCAUUUUGUGUCGGCGGUCAGUGGGCAGCCAGUGAGGGUCGUCAAUCUCAACAGUCAGAUCACCGGGACUCCCAUGAUAUCGCCCAACAACGACAUCUACCUCUGUCUCAACAGCGGGUCUCUCCGCAAGAUCAGCUCCAACGGUGAUGUCCUGUGGCCUGACAACAGCUUCUGCGGGGGAUGGGAUGGCUCCUCCUCGCCCGUCCUCCUGCCAUCCGGAGAGAUCGCGGUCGUGUCAGGAUACCAACUCGUCGUUGUCAGCGAUGGCGGUCAAAGUUUGCGCACUUUCUGCGCCAGCGACGUGCCGGCACACUGUCUUUCCAACUACUCCAACGCACCUGCCAUGCAGGCGUCUGCUGUCCUGACCGCUGACGGGACUCUCCUCCUUCCCGGAGACGCCAACACUCUCCUCGCAGUGACGGCAGCGGCAGCUGGGAGUCUGGUGGAGAGUUGGAGGUUUUCUGCUCCUGCUCCGCUUGAGAUCAAAUCAGCUCAGGUCGUUCUGGACGAUGGCAAGGUCGUGCUUGCAGCUCGGGACGGCACCCUCUACACUGUCGGGAGCUUCCGCGUCCUCGGAGCAGGCGAAGUUCGAGUCAACGUGCCCCUCGCUCUUACCGCACCGGACAUGAAGAACUUUAGAGGAGGGAUGCUGCUGGGAUUGCUGCUGGACCUGUCGCUGCUCCUCUCCAACUACAGUCAAACUUUCAUCUCUUCAUCACAAACUUUCAUUGCAAGCAUCGACUAUUCAGCAGCUGCACCAGCAGAGGCUCGGGUGUGGUACGUAGUUCGCGAUCUCUCGAGCAGCCAAACCUCUGCCAUCAGAUCAGCGUUUGCCAACGACAAGCUUCUCCUUAACAUCAAGACAUGUUUGCUUGUCUAG
Molecule: messenger RNA, 1731 nt
Organism: Guillardia theta CCMP2712
Lineage: Eukaryota; Cryptophyceae; Pyrenomonadales; Geminigeraceae
Exons: 6
Coding region: 1-1731 (576 amino acids)
Molecular function (GO): protein binding
Source: RefSeq, a predicted model, not a curated record